AUGUCCUCCAAUCAUCCAAUCUACUCACUCGCCGAAUCAAGCACCUCAUGGCGAGUCAACAAUGGAGUUGACUCUUCUUUUCAUCCAUCCUGUUCAUCGACUUAUUCACCCUGGAAUGAUCAAGAGAUUGACACAGAGAAUCGAUUACCGUCAACAACUCGUGCAGGCCUUUCUCCUCCAUCAAAAUGGCCGCGAGCUUCCACUCCUCGUCGAAGUCUUUCAACAGCUUCUUUCAACUAUGCAUCUUCUUCCACUUUCAGCCUUCAUUCACCUCCAUUAGUUAAGUCAUCUCUCACCGUCCCAAUGCAAUCACCAUUGCAAAGAACCCCAACGAAUGGUGAAAAGGCUUCUCCAUCAAAUCUCCUCGUCACGCCAUCACCAUCUAGAUUGCGACGUAAUGUGAGACGAUCAGCUUCAGCAAUUGCUCGACCUUUAGUUCUUUCAAAUCGAUCUUUUGAUAUUGGAUUACGAGAAAUAAACUUUGACACUCACUCUUCUAUGGAUAAUUAUGAGAUGUGGGAAAAGGUGGAUUGUGAAGAAGAAAAUGGAGAAGAAGAAUUGCCGAUAGAAAUCCCGCGAGAUGAUGUAAUGUUAUCCGGUGGAUUGGCUGCAUCACAAGAAAAUAGUCCCGAUAAAACCCUUCCAUACACGAUUCACUUGGAGACACCGUCGAAAUCGCUCGAGAAUCAAGAUGAAAUGGAGAACGAAUAUUUCAAUUUGACUUCAUCUCCUUAUCUCUCCACUUAUUCCUCUCUUUCAUCAAUUCAUCGAAUCCCCGAAAUGCCCACUGGAUCUUUGGAAACUUCUGUCUUCGACAAUAUCCAACAUUUCUCGAAUCGUCGCCCGCUCAUUUUCAGCCCAGAAAGAACUCCGAUGACUCUCAAAAAGCCCAGAAGAAGUUUACCCGUUCUAAAAGAAAUGCAAAAGCCGAUCACUCAAUCGAUCCCUUCAAUUUCGAGAUCGCUUUCCGUUUGCACGGAAAUCCACUCAGCUCCAUCAGUCAUCAAUCAGUCAUUCUCUCCACAAAUUCUUGAACCAUUAGAACCAUUGGAGACAAAUCAAAUCCCGAUUCUUCUACUCGAACCGAUUAAACAAGAGAUCUCUCAUCAAAAUCCGUCAAUUCUUCAAAAACGUCACACAAUCUCAAGCACUCCUUUAACUACAAUAUCAAAAGGAAAAAGAAGAAGAGAGAUUGAAGAAGAUGGAGAGAAAACUGAAAGAUUCAUCACACCAAGGAAACCAUUGAAACCAUUCGCCCGUCGUUGGUUGAGAAUUGUUUACGGGACAACGAUUGCACAACGAGAAGUCACCGCAGCCGCGCAUGAAUUCCUUCGACACCGAAGAGAAAGUCAAGGAUCUAUCGGGGAAUCUUUCAAUGAAGAAAUAUGGGGAGAUUUGAUAGCAGAAAUCACAUUGUGUACACGAGGAACACUCACGAAUGAAUGGUACGAGAAAUUGAAAGAAAAAGUGAUCACACCACUUGCCAAUCUAAAAAUUGCUGUGAUUGUUGUGGAUUUUCAAAAUGAUUUCAUCAAUGGCUCGUUGAGUGUCAAGAUUGGAGAUGCUCAAGACAACCCUGAUGACGCGAUUCAACCAUUGAAUUCUGUGCUUUCAAAUGAGAAAAUCGAUAUUGUUGUGUAUACGUUGGAUUGGCAUCCGAGUAAUCAUAUCUCAUUUCUUGACCAUGCACGAGAUUCCGAUCGACGAUUAGCCGUGAAAGAUCAGCAAGAUUUGCACUUCUUCUCACAAGUGCAAUUUGAGCAACCGAAUACAUCACAGAUUCUUUAUCCAACUCACUGUGUCCAAGGAUCGUGGGGAGCUGAGCUAGAUUCUCGAUUAGAUAUUGUGAAUGGCUCACAUAUGGUUCGAAAAGGAACAGAUGUCUACGUUGAUUCCUAUUCGGCUUUCUUCGAUAAUGCAAAACUCGGAAAAACUCCGUUGGAAGAUUUGCUCAAAGACCAAAAUAUUACAGCCGUCCUUGCUUCAGGAUUAGCCUAUGAUAUUUGUGUGGCCUCUACGUUAUUGCACUCAUCCGAGCUUGGUUUCCUAUCGGCGAUAAUAACCGAUUGCAGCAAAGGACUAAACAAAGAUGGGAUCAAAAGGGCCGAUGAAAUGUUCAAAGAGAGAAACAUCGCAAGAUUGGACUCGAAAGAUGCGCAUUCAGUCAUUAACGGAGAGUACAGACCUGUGGAAUGGAUUCGACUAUUGCUAAACCAGAUAAAACAUCAAAAA
Messenger RNA from Mesorhabditis belari, 2232 nucleotides. The record is from the annotation of a GenBank genome assembly. NCBI's taxonomy places the organism in Eukaryota, Metazoa, Nematoda, Chromadorea, Rhabditida, Rhabditidae.